Anguilla rostrata (American eel) is the source of this 1380-nucleotide messenger RNA. RefSeq names its product transcription elongation factor A protein 1-like. Bases 146 to 1081 code for a protein of 311 amino acids. Lineage: Eukaryota; Metazoa; Chordata; Actinopteri; Anguilliformes; Anguillidae. Gene Ontology annotation, molecular function: nucleic acid binding; zinc ion binding. The transcript is spliced from 10 exons. Gene Ontology annotation, cellular component: nucleus. Gene Ontology annotation, biological process: positive regulation of transcription by RNA polymerase II; transcription elongation by RNA polymerase II; DNA-templated transcription. The record is from RefSeq and is a predicted model, not a curated record.
CUCUUGGUGAUUAGUCUGGUCUGCUUUGUUUGUGGUUGCGCUUGCUCAGCCAGCCGAUGUGUUGUGCGUUUAUACAGAGGUGGUUUUAAAACAAACUGAUAUUUAUAUUUUAUAAUUAGAGUGAAAUAUUGGUUAAAAAAUUGAAAUGGGCAAGAAAGAGGAAGAAGAAAUUAUUCGGAUCGCGAAGAAAAUGGAUAAAAUGGCGCAGAAAAAAAAUGGGUCGGGCGCACUGGACCUGUUGAAAGAGCUGAAGAACAUUCCCAUGACGCUGGAAUUGCUACAGUCUACCAGAAUUGGGAUGUCAGUGAAUGCCAUUCGCAAGCAGAGUACGGACGAGGAGGUGACAUCCCUAGCAAAGUCUCUCAUAAAAUCGUGGAAAAAGCUCCUGGAUGAGCCUGGAGGUGGAGACAAAGCCUUAGAGGAGAAGAAAAAAGAACCCACAACUCCAACCGUCUCCUCUUCACAAAACAGCCCUGAGCCACGCGAGGAGAGCAGCUCCAGUAGCAACUCAAGCAGCAAGAGUGAAAGCAGUGACAUCACGGCCAACACGCUGAUCACCACCUUCCCACGAGCGCCCAACACAUCAGACUCUGUCAGGAACAAAUGCAGGGAGAUGCUCUCCAGUGCCUUGCAAGCAGGGAAUGACUACAUUGCUAUUGGUGCUGACUGUGAUGAACUUGGGGCUCAAAUUGAGGAAUGCGUCUUCCAGGAGUUCAAAAACACUGACAUGAAGUACAAAAACAGAGUCCGCAGCCGGAUUGCCAACUUGAAAGACCUAAAGAACCCCAGCCUCAGGAGGAACGUGCUGUGUGGCAACGUGCCCCCUGACAGAAUGGCCAGGAUGACGGCAGAGGAAAUGGCCAGCGACGAGCUCAAGGAGAUGCGCAAAAACCUGACCAAAGAGGCCAUUCGCGAGCACCAGAUGGCCCGAACAGGGGGCACAGAGACUGACCUGUUCACAUGUGGGAAAUGCAAAAAGAAGAACUGUACAUACACCCAGGUUCAGACUCGAAGCGCUGAUGAACCAAUGACCACAUUUGUCCUCUGUAAUGAAUGCGGAAACCGAUGGAAGUUUUGCUAGUUGGAGGAAGAAUCAUUGAUGCAGAAUGCAGCAAGGAAGACUGCUGGACCAGGAUUUCAUUUUGUACCUGUAUUUGAAAAGGAAACUGUUUGGACCUUCACAUGUAGUGAAACCUGCCACACAGAUAGCCACAAAUGAAAACACCACUGUUUUUAUUGGAUCCAUAUUACUCGAUGAAUAAAUUCCUGUAUUUUAACUAUUCAUUAGGUACAGCUGUCAAACUACGAUUGAUGUUAAUGUGUUUUAUUUUCUUUUGUCAUUUUUUUAUAUGUAGUUUGACAUUAAACUUUGAUCAGUAA